Angiostrongylus costaricensis is the source of this 309-nucleotide messenger RNA. Lineage: Eukaryota; Metazoa; Nematoda; Chromadorea; Rhabditida; Metastrongylidae. The record is from the annotation of a GenBank genome assembly.
AUGUUCUUGACGACACCGAAGUUGCAGACGAAUCCGUUUAGCAUUAUCACGGUCUCAGAAUUCGAUGUGAGUCCUUCUACACUACCGGGCGAGCUUAUUUCACAUGACGCGAAAGGCAAAACUCUUGAGGGAUUCACGGAGCAAGAAUGGGAGAAAGGUGCGUCUGCAAAGCCAGCCGCACUGCUCAAUGUGGAGAAGACGCCAAAUACUGUAAACGUCUUUAUGGGACCAAAGGAGAUAAAUGAGACUAUUCUAGUAGGAAAAUCCAUCUCUAAGGAAGUUCAUUCCAAAGGUUUGUGUAUUUUAUAA